Monascus purpureus is the source of this 414-nucleotide messenger RNA. NCBI's taxonomy places the organism in Eukaryota, Fungi, Ascomycota, Eurotiomycetes, Eurotiales, Aspergillaceae. The record is from the annotation of a GenBank genome assembly.
AUGGCGGAGCUAGAAUCAGAGGAAAGAGAACAGGCACACUCUGCCCCUACCCAGGAGCGUGAAUGGGUUACAGGUGUGAAACUUGUUAUUAUCAUGCUUGCCAUCAGUCUCGUUUGUCUUCUCGUGCUGCCUGAUGUCUCGAUUGUCGUGACGGUACAGACUACAUCCAUGCCCUUAUGCUUAUCAUCACGAAGUCUGCAUAGGCCAUUCCCCGAAUUACGAGUCACUUUCAUUCUCUGCCUGACGUGGGCUGGGACGGUGGCUGAUAUGUUGUAUAGUGCAGCACUCCAACCGCUUACCGGGAGGGUGUAUGCCAACCUGGAUUCCAUGUGGACAUUCAUGGGCUUCUUCGCCGUGUUUGAACUGGGCUCCUUCCUUUAUGGUGUCGCCAGCUCUUCGAAAUGCUCAUCGUAG